Ectocarpus sp. CCAP 1310/34 is the source of this 2391-nucleotide messenger RNA. The record is from the annotation of a GenBank genome assembly. NCBI's taxonomy places the organism in Eukaryota, Phaeophyceae, Ectocarpales, Ectocarpaceae.
AUGGUUUUGCCAUCAAAGGAGGAGGAGACAGGUGGUGCGGAGGUGAUUGGGCUGGUUUACCCUUCGGCGCGAGAAUUUUCAACCCAGAACCCUACGUGCAACGAGGGAGAAAGCGAGGAACCGACUGGGAAGGACAGCAACGAGAGCGUGUACGAAGCGGAGCGGGUCGAGUUUGGUCGUGCUAGGACUGGCCACAGCGGCACCGGAGCAGUGGCACCGGAGGAGCGGAACCCGAGCAGCGGACGGCAUCGAACCGUGGCCCACGGACAAACAUCUCUUGUGACGCUGUCGGCUCUCCCAUAGCCGUUGGCCCCGUUCACGGCCAGUGUACGCACAUUGUAGGUUGCUACCCUAACAAGUCGACCCUGCCGCCUCUCCCGGGCGGUGCGUGCUGCAUCCCUAAUCAGCCUACGCACCUUCCGGCCCCUCCUCCUCUUCUUCCUUCCUUUUUUAUUUGUUUUUUUCUGAUUGCUCUGCGGAUCCUCGGGUUAAUGUAAGAGUUAACCCGGUGCUUGCCUUUCCCAGCGAGGUGUCUUCCUGUCCCGGAGCGGCGUGGCUCUCCAGCUCUGGACCCUUUCCGUCUCCCUGUUGGGUGCUUACCCACACGGUGUGCGAUCAUCCCGCCACCCUCUCCGUGCUCUCCACUGCUGCCUUGCCCCGGCGUCCAAACCGGGGCAUUUGGGAUCAAACCCAUCAGCAGCUGUCUCCAAGUUGGCUAAUCGCGAUCUACCUCGAUCUCGUGACCGCGGUAACUCCCGACCGCCAAACUCAGGAUCCUCUCCUAAACGGUGCUAGGGACCGAAUAUCCGUCGUUGUUGGGUGGUUUUCGAGGGUUAACUGCACUUGCGGGCCUCGGUCUCCCCCGGGGAAGGGAGGAGGGGGGGAGGCAGAGAGAGUGGUGAUGGGGCACGACAAAUCGUAAUUUACCGGUUCCGCCGCGUGUUUGGUGAAACGGUAUAUUCGGCAUAACUCGUCACCAAGGUGUCUGUGAAAGCUAAAUGUGGGUUCAUUCGAAAGCCCUGGUUCAAAGCUUUCGAAUGGUGUAUAUUCNCCGUCGUUGUUGGGUGGUUUUCGAGGGUUAACUGCACUUGCGGGCCUCGGUCUCCCCCGGGGAAGGGAGGAGGGGGGGAGGCAGAGAGAGUGGUGAUGGGGCACGACAAAUCGUAAUUUACCGGUUCCGCCGCGUGUUUGGUGAAACGGUAUAUUCGGCAUAACUCGUCACCAAGGUGUCUGUGAAAGCUAAAUGUGGGUUCAUUCGAAAGCCCUGGUUCAAAGCUUUCGAAUGGUGUAUAUUCUGUUGGGUAAAUAACCAGGCCCUAGAGAGAAAUUUAUCAAGUGGCCUGUGGGCGGGUCCAGGAAAACUACCACUUUACGUGUAUGGUCCGUUCGGGCAAAUAUUCACAAUAUUUUCCCCUACACAAAGGUGCACUUUUCUCGGGGUGGGUGUACUUAUUCCGAAAUCUGAAAAUACCGCGCACUACACAUUAUCUUUUUAUCUUUUUUUUAGAGCUAAUGUGAGAAACAACAACAUUCGACACACACGGCACAGCAGUAGAAAUUAGCAACACAGCAGGCAACCCAUACAAAUACACAAGAGCAUGCUGCUGGGCUGCAUCAUCACUACUACUACUACUAGAGAGGGUUACUACCAAGCACCACCACGGCUUGCCAGCCAGCACCAAUAGUUGUGUAUUACUACAGCAGCAGCAGUUCCUAGCAGCUACCUGUGUGUCUGUGCUCCCGUUAGGAACCGCAGAGCAGCGUCGAUCUACCCUCUCCUCCACCCAUGGGCAUCAACAGGGGGGGGGGGGUUGCGACACCUCCGGACAUAUAUCUGGCUUAGCCUCACUUCUUUGUGCCCUGGGCUGCGGGAGGCGCGUCCCCGGAAAACCAAAACGCCAAAGCACAACACGGCACUACACAUUCGACACACACGGCACAGCAGUAGAAAUUAGCAACACAGCAGGCAACCCAUACAAAUACACAAGAGCAUGCUGCUGGGCUGCAUCAUCACUACUACUACUACUAGAGAGGGUUACUACCAAGCACCACCACAGCUUGCCAGCCAGCACCAAUAGUUGUGUAUUACUACAGCAGCAGUUCCUAGCAGCUACCUGUGUGUCUGUGCUCCCGUUAGGAACCGCAGAGCAGCGUCGAUCUACCCUCUCCUCCACCCAUGGGCAUCAACAGGUACAACCACACAACAUAGGCGCACACGUUACAUAAGGCAUCGUCAUCACACCAGUUAGUUGCUGCACGUAUCUCUCUCUGCCUCUCUCUCUUUGUGCUCGAUUUCACCCACAGCCUCUCUCGACUGCUCAAAAUUGCUGCUGGGGCACGGAACAACAGCUGCAUACCCUUUAUCUACAAAUUCUUAAACCACAGGGGGGG